Molecule: messenger RNA, 1457 nt
Organism: Mercurialis annua (annual mercury)
Lineage: Eukaryota; Viridiplantae; Streptophyta; Magnoliopsida; Malpighiales; Euphorbiaceae
Product: ASC1-like protein
Exons: 7
Coding region: 138-1064 (308 amino acids)
Biological process (GO): ceramide biosynthetic process
Cellular component (GO): endoplasmic reticulum; membrane
Molecular function (GO): sphingosine N-acyltransferase activity
Source: RefSeq, a predicted model, not a curated record
AAGAAUUAAGAAGCAGAGUUGAACUUGAACAGAAAAGCUUUCUCCUUUUAUGUGAUUUACAAAGGAGAAAGCUUUACAACCUUUUGUUUGUUUCCCAAGAAAAUAUUGGAUCAGUCAAAAGAAAACAAAUUUGUUAAAUGGGUGUCGUUGAUUACGUAAAAUCAAUUGGAUGGGAAUCUGAGUCAUAUCCAGCUUAUGAAGAUUACAUUGUUCUGCCUUUAUUUGCUCUCUUCUUUCCUACUGUUAGAUUCUUUCUUGAUAGAUUUGUAUUUCAGAAAGUAGCAACGCGACUAAUUUUUGGGAAAGGGCAUCAAAUAGUGGAAGCAGAGUCACAGGAGAGAAAGAAGAAAAUACAAAAAUUCAAGGAGUCAGCUUGGAAAUGCGUGUAUUUUCUUUCGGCAGAGGUUCUGAUUCUAACUGUUACUUAUAAUGAACCUUGGUUUACUAAUACCAAGUGUUUCUGGACAGGACCGGGAGAUCAAGUCUGGCCAGACCAAAAAAUGAAGUUAAAACUGAAAGCAGUUUAUAUGUAUGGCGCUGGAUUUUACACAUACUCCAUUUUUGCUCUGAUAUUCUGGGAAACGAGGCGUUCAGAUUUUGGGGUGUCUAUGAGUCAUCAUGUCGCAACAGUCAUUCUCAUUGUGCUCUCCUACAUACUCAGAUUUGCUCGUGCUGGUUCAGUUGUCCUAGCUCUUCAUGAUGCAAGUGAUAUAUUUUUGGAGAUAGGAAAGAUGUCCAAAUACAGUGGUGCUGAGGCAAUGGCUAGUUUUGCAUUUAUUCUAUUUGUUAUAUCUUGGCUCUUAUUGCGGCUCGUUUAUUAUCCAUUCUGGGUCCUAUGGAGUACAAGCUAUGAAGUUAUACAGACUCUGGACAAGGAUAAGCAUCCAUUGGAAGGUCCAAUAUAUUAUUAUGUGUUCAAUACUCUUCUAUAUUGCUUGCUUGCGCUUCACAUUUACUGGUGGGUCCUGAUAUGUCGGAUGCUUGCCAAGCAAAUCCAGGCAAGAGGUCAGCUCAGUGACGAUGUUCGUUCUGAUUCUGAAGGUGAAGAUGAACAUGAAGAUUGACCAUACACAGUAAUUAUAAUUUCGACAGGGCACUCAAAGAUGAGGAGCCAUUGGUUUUACAUAAUCUGGAAUUCAUGGGCUUGUGGAUAGACAUACAAUCAGAUUUUGAAGUAGAAAUGGAAGGUUGCAUGAAUAGCUUUAUUUUUUUAUUUGUCAGAUUACCUUUGAGCUAAUUGUCUUGUUGCUGAUUCUCUCUAUUUCAAGAAAUUUUCUUACAUUAAUUUAAAAACUCUUAACAAUUUGGAGCCUCCAACCAAUUCAUUAAUCAUUGGAAUUUGAGUUUUGUACCCUAAAAUAGUGGAACUUUAGUUUCUGUUUAACCAACUUCACAGAAUUGUAGGAUGAAAAACCUUUUUUUUCUUCUGAUUUUGAUUAGUGAGGUUUAUUUAUUUA